CAGAAGUGAAGGUAGUUUUACUUGCGCCAGGUGAGAGAAGUCAGAAUUCUGAUAUUUAGUGUCAAAACAAAGACUGCUUUCAGUAAAAAUGAACAACCCAAUUCCAUCAAACUUAAAGUCUGAAGCUAAAAAGGCUGCUAAAAUCCUGCGGGGCUUCACUGAGAUUUCCAACAGAGAAGGCCCUGAUAAGCUUAUUCCAGCCCAUGUGAUCGCCAAAGCCAAAGGACUGGCAAUCUUAUCUAUCGUCAAAGCAGGAUUCUUGAUCACUGCUCGAGGGGGUAGUGGGAUAGUGAUUGCUCGUCUUCCUGAUGGAAGAUGGUCAGCUCCCACAGCCAUUGGUAUCGCUGGUCUCGGUGGAGGCUUUCAGUUUGGGUUGGAGGCAUCUGACGUUGUCAUAAUCUUGAAUCAGCGGCGAGCUGUGGAAGCUUUUAGCAAAGGUGAAAACCUUACAUUUGGAGGGAAUUUAACUGUGGCUGUUGGCCCUCUUGGCAGAAAUUUGGAGGCGGAUGUGGCAUUCAAAAGCACGGCGGCUGUCUACUCCUAUUGCAAGUCACGUGGCCUCUAUGUCGGAGUUUCUCUCAUUGGCUCCUACCUGAUGGAACGUAAAGACACUAACAGAAAGUUCUAUGGUCAAGAAAUUCGUGCAUCUGCUAUUCUCAAUGGAGAUGUGGAACCACCUCCAGAAGCCUAUGACCUGUAUGCUAUUUUGGAGGAUUACACUGAAAAGUACACCACUGAUUGGCAGAACAAGUACAUGAAUCCUAAUAAGAAGAGUAUAGUCCCAGCUAGGCCAGCUCCCCCAAGCCAGAGAUCAUUAUCUUCCUACACUCCAAGGGCUCAAGCUUCUUUUGCAGAAGCAAGGCCACCUCUCUAUCCCAGUCUUCAAGAUAAAGACGGUUGCAUGCUUAUAGUAACGGCCAUGCAUGAGUUCAGUGGGCAGCAGCCCGGUGAUUUGAGUUUUGCUGUAGGUGAUCGCAUCAGUGUCAUCACAAAGACGGACUCUCAGUACGACUGGUGGGAGGGAGAGCUGAGGGGAAAGGUCGGCAUUUUUCCUGCCAACUUUGUCUCUCUUAACUGAGCAUGGACAUGAGUGAUCCUUUUCCCCAAAGAUCAGUCCAAAAUGAAA
Clarias gariepinus (North African catfish) is the source of this 1126-nucleotide messenger RNA. RefSeq names its product SH3 domain-containing YSC84-like protein 1. Gene Ontology annotation, molecular function: protein binding; phosphatidylinositol binding. NCBI's taxonomy places the organism in Eukaryota, Metazoa, Chordata, Actinopteri, Siluriformes, Clariidae. The transcript has 10 exons. Bases 89 to 1078 code for a protein of 329 amino acids. Gene Ontology annotation, cellular component: ruffle membrane. The record is from RefSeq and is a predicted model, not a curated record.